CACGAUAAGAAGAGCAUGGAUAUACGAGCGAAGAAUGAUCGAAGAAAGAUCGAAUAAGGUCUCGUCCUUGUCUUUGGACUUUAGGACGAAAGACAGUGGAAAGGUCGGCGCUCUCCUCUUUGCCGGAUAGACGUUGUGUCUCUCUCCGCAACAAGUACGACAAGUAUUCGUGAGUGACGUCAUGGAUCGAGGACUACCCCUCGUACGUAUCUAUCGACCUAUGGCGAUCGAUAAACGUCGGCGGUCUUCAAUAAGGAUAUAUAUCGAUGUCGCCAUAGUCAGUCCCUUCCCAUCUCCCUCUCCCCCCUAUGGAAGAUUUUCAACGGUCAAGAAAAUUUAUCGUCGAAUUUUAUUUAAUUAUAUUCUUCUUCAAAUGUUAGGUGAAAUUGAAUUCUCGCGUGAUCUUUAACGCAGGUACGAAAGAACAGUUUCUUCUAACCUUAAUUUAACUUAAAAGGACCAUGACAGCGAUCUGCUUCGUGUGUAACCUGCCGAUCCUGAGUCACCAGGUCGGAUUAAUAUGGCAAGGAGGAAAUGGUUGGGACGAUCUCAUGCGAGAGCAGGUGGAGGAGACAACUUUGAGACAAAGAUUAGGUACAGGAAGAAGAGACUCGGCGACACAGAUCACGUCGAUAUCACCACCAAACGAGAUCCAGGAAUCAUCGCCUACGAAUCAACGACGAAGAAGGUCGAGUUUGGCCCAAUUGACGGAUAUAAUAAGAGAAUGGGGUGGUGGAGGAACAGGUGGAAAAAGUGGGCGUAGUAGUAAGCUGUAUCGUAGAGAAACAUUGGCCGACAUUGCUAAAUCUUUACCGUGGUCGAGACAGACAACAUCGGACGCUAGUCAUCUUGCCAGUUUGAGAAAAAAACGUGAAAAUUCGGAGGACAGCGGUAUAAGGAGUCAAGCUUCUACAAGAUCGAGAAAGGAUUCGACCAUAAGUGAUUUUAAAAGUGAUCUAGCCAGAUUAUGGAGUAAGAGAGAUGUUCAACCGCAACAACCACCAACUGUUAUCUCACCAACACCAAGACGAGGUUCGGGCGAAAGUGCAAGAUCGAGAAGGGAUUCCAUUAUAGCCGGACAAAUUCCUAGUCCAAGCGAGCGAAGGCACAAUUGCCGUCAUCACAAACGUCGACAAUCUCAACAAUCGCAGCAAUCGGUCGAAGGUGUCGGCGUCACGCCUACUAAAUAUUACAUCAAUGAUCAAAGACCGAGUGCUUCCAGCACCGAUAGCGGUGCCAGUAAUAUUGCUAGAGAUCACACAGAUACGCGUAGAAAUUCAACGGACAAGAGCGAAAGGUCGAGCAGUUUUGAAUCGAAAAGUCAAACACCAAUGCUAUCGACGGAAACAAAGGCGUCAACACCCACUACAUUAAGCAUGACUAUCGAUGGUAAAGCUAUGACUAGUAUUGCAACAGAAACUAAAACAUCCAGCGUUACUACAGGAACAAGUAUGUCGAGUACUUUGACCGUCAAUGCGAGACCAUCGCCAGAAGUUAAGACUCUUACUUUGGAACCAUCAGUCAAUACUCCGGCCAUUAUAAUGUCCUCUGUAACACCACCGACUGUUUCACCUGUAACUGGAAGUAGUCUCCCACUUCCUGGCACUUCGACUACCGGUAGUUCUAGUCCAGUUGGAUCACCUAGUGUCAAUGCAGCACAUCCCUUGUUAGCUACUCGAAGAGAUUCCACCACGCAAUGUUAUUACAAAGGAAAAGAAGCAUCGCCAAAUAAAUUAUCAAAAUUAACGCGGCAGGCAGCGGCAAUAGACGAAUCCGUGCCUCCUGUUGGACGACGUGGUAGUCAACCAACGUUAUCACCUGAUCCAGAUGACGGAGGACGAAAAGCACGCAGAGAUUCGCUCAGUCCGGAUUCCGCGUCUUAUCCAAGACGUCGUGAUUCGAAGAGUCACUUGAGCCCUGAUAGAACGGUCGAUAAGAGAGAUAUCAGUCCAAGUAGACAGAAGAAAGCUCAAUUGAGAAGACAGUCAACUUCAUACGCUCAACCACAAAGAUCACCGAGUGGAUCGUCCUGUUCGUCGAGAGAUCCAAGCCCUUGUGCGCGUGCACCUCUUCAACACUCUCAAACAAUGCGAAGACAAUCGACUACAACCGAAGAGAUCCUAAUAGCACGUGGAUUUCGACGACAAAGCACAACCGAAGAGAUGAUAAGAUGUCGAAAUUUUCGUAGACAAAGUUCUCAAAACGAGGACACGGUGGGUCAUCCUUACCAAGUUCAAAGAUAUCGAGGACGAAGAGACAGUUCGGCACAAAUCACCGACGGAACUUUUGCUACAAUGACGGUCGAGACUUCGAGCACUUUUUUCGAUAGCAGCACUCAGACUGAACCAUCGUCGUUGUACGACAACAACCACUACCACGAGGAGUGCCUAAAAUGUAACAGCUGCGGCGUCAAUCUGACGGGAAUCAAUCAGAAAAGGGCGAGGCGGUUCAAAAAUCAGAUACUUUGCGAUCUGCACUUUGCCGACGUGGCGCUGAUGGAGUGCUCGGACUUCAUGCAGCUGUUGCGCAGCUUCAAGCCACAUAGUUUAGGCAACGCGGUUGCCAGAAGAAAAUCUUCUAACACAUUGAUCUUCCUUUUACCAUCGCAAGCUUGUUCAGAUGAAUUCUGUCAAGAGUAUCCGCACAACUUUAUACCAGCGCCUGGUUAUUGGAUCGAAUGUUCGAGGCAACAGAUCACUACUGAUCUUAGCAACGAAAGAAGUGUCAGGGAUGGUAUAGAUCCUGAUGAAAUCGAGGACAAUCAAUUUUCCUUGUCCGAGGAAAGAGAAUUUGAGACGAACGACGUACCGAAAAAGAAAACGGCGAUCGAGGAACAAUGGGAAAAGUAUCAAUGUUUCGAAUUGACAUCGGUCGAACAGGAAACGUAUGAGAAGUACUUUUACGCUUCGGAACAUUGGAAUUAUUUCACCAACGACGAAGAUCUUGGCCCUGUUAUACUCAGUAUCAAACAGGAGACACUCAAUGGACGUGAUCAAUUUAGGAUACUCGUAAGGGCUAUCAGUUAUACGGUACAUGGACUUAUACCAGCCAGCUGUGUCUUCGCUGAUCGGUACAAUCGAGAAGAGGUAGUACGUAGUCUUGGCAAAGAGGUGAACAUCAAUCCACCGUUGACGCUUGGUCAAUUGCCGGACACCCCAGAGGAACUUCUCAAGCUCGACCAAGCUUUCAUCAAGUCGGAGGUUAAAGUUGGAGUGAUAUAUGUGAGAGAAGAACAGUGUACCGAAGAGGAGAUACUCGAUAACAACGAGAACUCACCGCUUUUCGAAGAAUUCCUUCAGAUUCUGGGUGAUAAGGUCAGACUAAAGGGAUUUGACAAAUACAAAGGUGGCCUUGAUACCGUUCACAAUCUAACUGGGAUUUAUUCGGUCUAUACUAAUUGGCGAGGCAUUGAAAUUAUGUUUCAUGUGUCGACCCUAUUGCCCUACGAGAAACACGAUACGCAAAAGCUUCAAAGGAAAAGACACAUUGGCAACGACAUUGUCUGCGUUGUAUUUCUGGAAGCUGAUAAAACAAGAUUCAAUCCUGCCUGUAUAAAAUCACAUUUCUUGCACACGUUUAUAUUGGUACGUGUGAGUCCUGCUGCUCAAACUAAGAGCCCUCAAAAAGAGGUUACCAAAUACGAGGUGUCCGUAGUUACCAGAGACGAAGUUGGAGCUUACAAACCAUAUCUUUGGGAACAGAGUGUCUUUGAAAAAGGUCCGAUGUUCCGGGAAUGGAUAUUAACCAAAAUUGUUAAUGGCGAAAGAGCGAGUUACUCCGCACCUAAAUUUGCAAGAAUGCAGGAGAGAACGAGAAGUCAGAUGAUGGAGGAUAUCGUCACUAAUUUGAUCAAUCAUGCGGAAACUGGUCAAAUUCCAAAACCAUACAGACGAGGAUCCUGGAGACCGAUUGGACAUAUGAGGCCAUUUUCACCACUCUUAGACUCCGUUCGUGAUAAAUUCGAGGAUUACGAUCAGCUAGCUAAAGAUUUCACUAAAGUAUUCUUAAACAAUACUGAAAAUGUUUCCUUGAAUGCCAAUCUCUUCGACGUAUCCUUCCUUGUACCUGGUCAACAGAAACAAAAGGUCCGAUUUAUUGGAGUUAGAGCUAUCUUGGCUGUCAGGAGCAGAGUCUUUCAAGAAAUGUUAUAUGGAAUUCAAGCAGGAUUUGGAAGUCCUCAAGUACCAGUUGCCGAAUUGUUAGCAAGACCAGCACCUACCUUGCUCAGUCCGCAAAAACCAAAGAGUUCUAAUUUCCUACAAGUUCCCGACAUGGAAAGUCCUAGGCCCAAAAGCGUGCCCUCGUCGCCGAUGGUGAAACGUGCCAUCUCGAGGCUUGGAACAAUCACUGCCGGUUGGGGAAGGAGCAUCAGGAAACACGGAAGUAAUACGUUGCAGAGCGAGGAUCGUAAACGGUGGGCAAGUUCACAGGAUUGCAGCAAUAAAGACGCGAAGGACAAGGAUAAAGCUGCCGAAUAUUUGGCUGUUCCAAGACUCAGCGUUUACGCUGACGCACAGAAGGUCGAUCGUGCGAAACUUGCCCAAACCGAGUUCGACGUGAUCGAGUUCGAUCCGGAAACCUUCAGAAUCUUAUUGGACUAUCUACAUACUGGCUCUUGUCCUUUGACCUGCAGCAAUAUACCAGGUCUGAUAUGCGCAGCCGAACACUAUGAUUUGCCUGAAUUACUUCAAGCUUGUUUCCAUCACGCUAAACAAUAUCUACGUAUCGAAAUAGUCUGCGUGAUGUUGUGCGCCCUUGAGAAUUAUUAUUGGCGUUACACAUCGGCAAACGAUUUGAUCGACAUGAUAUUAGCCUUCGUUAAGACAAGAGCCUAUCAACUCUUUCAAAACCCAGACUUCCUAACAUUGAGCGAAUCGAUGGUACAAACGAUAAUGUCAAGCCGUCCUGAGGUCGCGGAGAUUAAAAAAUUCGAGGCCAUGUUGAAAUGGGCGAAUCAUAGGAUCAAAACGAAACCUACUAAGCUCGAUCCUAAACUUGAAUUUAAAUGUAUCAUGGAGAGACUAUGCAACGAUAUCAAUUUGUAUAGAAUACCUCCUCAAGAAUUGGUCAGGAUCGUUUUACCGUCAAAAGCCAUUGACAACGAAUUGAUCUUGAAGACGUUAAUGGUCCAAGCGAAAUCGGGGAUCUAUCGUAACGUUGACAGUUAUCUAGAAGCUUAUCAAGAGAACAUUCAGAAUCAAGAGAGUUUUGAUUACUAGCCAAGGGCUCGUGGUAGAUCGUCGAGUGAGCGACGUCGUGACAGAUUCACGGAGGAUUUACUCAAAUAGAUUGCUGUCUGAAGAGGGAGAGAGACAGACAGACAGACAGACAGAGAGAGAGAAAGAGAAGGAGAGGAGGAAGACGGAGAUAGAGAUAGAGAGAAUAUAAUACCUAUGAUUCGAUAUCAAGCUGACAGGCUUCUACUAGAGAAAUCGUGACCUCUCCCUCUUGGCGUAACUUAUGAUUAGAAACAUGCUACCAUGCUACUUGAUGCGUGGGAGUCGCACUAAUUAUACCUUCGCCAACUCUGACAAGCGUUGUGAUUGAUCAUCUGAAAUCGAAUAAGCUCGCACGUCGUCUACCAUGUUAAUCACUAAGAGAAUAUCGGACUACAAACAUUAAUUAUUAUUACCAUCUACGUAGUAUGUGUAUGUGUACGUGCCAUAUGUUUCGUAUAUACGAUAAUCAAUAUUUUCUCAUGUGCACGUAUUAAAUCGAUCGAAAUCAUUGAAAUAUAUUAUCGUUAACACUUCUUAGAUCGACGAUCUACGACGAUCUAUAGAGUGAAAACGAACGUUGAGAGAAAUUAAUCUAAUGAGCGAAAAUAAGAAGUGUCGUGAGGUUAAUUACGAUUGUGAAAAAAAAAGAAAAAUUCCUUUAAAAAAAAAAAAAAGAAAAGAAAAAAUUCCUUCGUCUCUUAAUUGAGCUAUCAUUGUGAGAAAGAAAGAAAGAAAGAAAGAAAGAAAGAAAGAAAGAGAUAGAUAGAUAGAUAAAUAGAUAGAUAGAUAGAUAGAUAGAUAAAUGGACGAAGAGAAUAAUACUUGGAUAAAACAAACGUACAGGAUUUUAAUUAAAAAAGAAAAACAGAAAUAAAUAAAUAAAUAAAUAUAUAUAUAUAUAAAUAAAUAUUAAUUAAAAAAAGAUAAGAACGUGCUCGAAUGAAUGAAUGAAUGAAUCUUAUCGAAGACCGCGAAUAUCCCGGAAUUAGUUAGGAGUUAAAGUACAUUGCAUAUUUAAUAUUAACAUAUAUACAUACAUAAAUAAAUAAAUACAUAAAUACAUACAUAUAUACAUACAUGCAUACAUAUAUACAUACAUAUACUGUUCUGGCAAAUUCAUAUGCACGGCGAUGUCGACACGGCCAAUAAGUUUUUUCGUUUAAAAAUUUGAAAGAACGUGAAUAAAUCAUUGAAAGAUCGUAAUAUGAAAAAAAAAGAAAAGAACAAAGAAGACAAAAAAAUGGAAAAUUCUUACUCGGCAAUCUAAAGGACACGAUGGAUUUUAUUCAAGGUCAACGAAAUCGAUUGCAAUUGAAUCACAUGCCGAACACGACAAUCUCUAUCAUAGAUAAAAAAUACAUUAUUGAUAAUAUAUGAUAAACGUUAAAGCUGGAUAAUUAAUUGGUAAGCGCCAAGAAUGAUUAUAUGAAAUAAAGGAAUGACGGCAAAAAUAAUAAUAACGCUGAAGUCGAAUAAAUGGAAAUAAUAAUAAUAAUAAUUAAUAAUAAUAAAUAAAUCAAUAAAUAAUAUUAAUAAUAAUAAGAUGAUGAAUUAAUGCGAUGUAAUAGCAACAUUAAUAAAUAGUUAAUAAUAAUAACGGACAACGUUGAUGUUAAAUGUGAGAUGAAAUAAACAAACAAAUAACAAAAAGAAUAAAAAAGAAAGAAGAAGAAAAAGAAGAAAAAAUAUUUAAAGUCUGUUCUGUUUUCUAUCGUAGAUUUUGUAUCUUCAAUACUCUAAGACGGAGAUUCUAAAAAAGAAAGAAAAAAAUAAAAAAUAAAAUUAAAAAAAUCGCAGGGACAGGCUGGUACAGUAAAUUCAUAUUAAGUGCGAUGACGAUGGUAUACAAAUUCGUAUGUUUACAAACAAACAAACAAAUAAGAAACAUAAUAACAAUAAUAACAAUAAUAAUAAUAAUAAUAAUAAUAAUAAUAAUAAUAAUAAUAAUAAUAAUAAUAAUAGUAAUAAUAAUAAUUAUUAUUAUAAUAGAUUCACGCGCGUAUAUAUGUAUCAUCUCGCCAUUCAUAAAAUUUUAUUCGAUAUUCGUGAUUGAAUUGAAUAAAAAAAAAUGAAUUAAAAUUAUGAGAAUUUGACCAAAAGAAAAAAAAAGACACAAUAAAUAAAUAUCCUGAAAAUCCUGAUCAAAAAAGCAUAUCAUAAAAUUUGAAUCCGUUGAUAUCGUCCAGCCUGUUUCCUGAGUUUUAUUAAAUGAUUGUAUUUAAAAAUCGAGAGAGAGACAGAGAGAGAGAAAGAGAGAGAGAGAGAGAGAAAGAGAGACAGAGGGUGCAAUGUGUUAUUUAUUGAUACAUGAAAAUAAAAGAGAUGUAGAAAAAGAGAGUUGCUAUUCUCAAAAGUUUGAAAAUGAGAGAAGGAAAAAAUAUUUUUUACGAGAUCCGUUCGCCGUUUCAUCAUAUAAAAAAAGAAAAAAAAAAACAUUAAUAUUUUCGAGUGACGCAGAUAUCACAUGCAUACACACAUACAUACACAUAAAAAAAAACUCUCUAAAACACAUUGUAGUUUUUUUUUGUUAUACUUGGAACGAUGAUAUCGCGAUGUGUGUGACUCAUUCAAAGAAAUAUAAUAUAUAUACAUAUGAUAAUAAAAAUUAAAAUAUAAUAAGAAUAAUAAAUAAUAAUAAAAAUAAAAAUAAUAGUAAUAAUAAUAAUAAUAAUAAUAAUAAUAAUAAUAAUAAUAAUAAUAAUAAUAAUAAUAAUAAUAAUAAUAAUAAUAAUAAUAAUAAUAAUAAUAGAGAGUGAUAAUGAUAUUAUUGGUAAUUAUAAUAAUGAAAAAAGUAAAAAAAAAAGAUAAUUCAUCGAUUCUUUCAAAAGCCGCCGCGAGGAAUUGCCAAAAAUGUUGUGUCUUAUUGUUCGGGCAAACGGCUGGACGAAAGUAGAUUUUCGAGGUUUUUUUUAUCGAACUACUCGCAUGGAUUUCUUCUUUUUUAAACCUAUUUUUAUAUAUGGUUUUUAUUCCAUCAUUCGAGCACAUUUUAAUAUUUUUAAAAAAGUAUUUGACGAGAGAAGGACAAAUGAAAUAUAUACUUUUGAUUUUUUAAUUCUAAUCGAUCAUAGGUCCUAAUCGAUCUAAUUCAAAUUAAUUAGAGCAUAUUUAUAUCGAUAUAUUAUUUUUAUGCUCGCAAACGCGACAAAGAAUCGUAGAAUUUAUUUUUUUUUCUCCUUUACUUUUUAACACAAACAAAAAAUAUGAUGAAUCUGCGAGGACAAAUUCAAGAUCAAGAUAUUUCGAAAUUCUACUUGAAAACCAGUGUAUAAACGUAGACGUUUUAGGAUACGAUUGUGAAAAGAGUAAAACGAAAAGAAAAACCAAAAAAAAAGAAUAAAAGAAAAAAGAAAAGAAAAGAAAAGAAAGAAAAAAUCGUAAUCGAUCAUUCGCCGUGUCGAUCAAAUACACGACUUGUCUAUUAUAUGUACGCAUCGUUAGUUUUUCUUGUUAGAAAGGGAAGAACUUGGAAGAAAGAAUUCCAUUAUCAUUAUCAUUAUCAUCAAAAAAAAAAAAAAAACAUCGCACGAUAUCGAUCAUCGAAAAUGAGUUUAGCGAAUGCGAGGAUCGCCGAGGACAGAAUUUUGAUACUAUCUACUACUAAUCUAUCGCUCUCGCUUAUGCUCGUAAAAUAUUUCAAGGAAAAUUAUUCUUAAUUGAUUAUUAAUUCUAAUAUCACUUUGAUAUCGUUCUAAAACAUUCUUACUAAUAUUUUUAUAAUUUUAUUAAUGAAAGAAAAAAAAAUCUUAUAAUCAAAGAUCCUCUUUAUUUUAUUAUUAAAUUUCUAAAUGCAAUGUAUUAAUUACAAUAGAUCAAUACUAUUAAUAAUUUUAAUUUAAUUAAUUAUUAUAAUUACGAUUAAUCGAUAUUACCAUUAAUUCUAUGAUUUAUGAUUUAACAAUUUUAAUAGGAAUCUUUUGAUUAUAAUAUAUUAAUUUUAUUAUUAAUUAUAUAAUUAAUCUCGUAAUUACAAAUCCCAUAGAUAUCUCUCUGUUGUUUUUAAUUAUCAAAUCGAUAAUUAAUCUUUUAACAAUCCAAGUUAAAAGAUCAGAAAUAUUAGAAAAUUAAAUACGAAUAUUGUCCUUGAAUUUUUACGAGUUCUGAAAAAAAAAAAAGAUAAAAUUCUGUGCACCGCGUCGUCCGACAGGAGCGGACUUGUACCUGAACGUAUGCAGAUAUCACAAAUCAGUACAAAUGUGCGCCUGUUGUAUGUAUUCACUUUUCCUCUCACGUUCACCGCGUGAACACGGUAAUGUACAAAAAUGAUCUUCGUUCAACCAAACUCGACGACGCUCUCAAAUAUAGUUCGAUACAAAUUUAAAGAGAAAGAAAGAGAGAAAGAGAGAGAAACAGAGAGAGAAAGAGAAUGAAUAAAAACAUUUAAAAAAGGACGUGUACGUGUAUGUGUGCGUGUAUGUGUAUAUGUGCGUAUGAGAGAAAAAUAUCAGAAAAGAGAAAUAUAAGAAUAAAUGGAAAUGAGUACGAGUAAGUACGUGUGUCGUACGUGUGCGUGAAAGAGAGAGAAAGAGAGCGAGCGAGCGAGCGAGCGAGAGAGAGAGAGAGAGAGAGAGAGAACAAGAGCAAAAAUCGAUCGAUCUAUCGAUCGAAAAAUACUUUGUCGAACGCUAUUCUGUCCAGUCAUUGCCGCCUACUGUUCAAACUGUACGUGUACUCACACAGAUACAUACAUAUAUACACAUAAUGAAAAAAGGAAAACUAAUAAACUACUACAUUGAAAAAAUAAUGGGAUAACAUAAAGAUAUGUACGAGCGAAGUAAUUGUAUGUAAUAUAGUUAAUAUUACAUAAUAUGCGCGCGCAUGAAAGCACGCACACGUAACGCAAGAAUUACAUAUAUAUAUAUAUAUAUAUAUAUAUAUAUAUAUAUAUAUAUAUAUAUGUAUAUAUAUUAAUAAAAACAAUUAUAUUUAAAAAAAAGUUAACACGCAUGAAAUACCACGUGAGCGAAUCGCGGCGAGUAUAGAGAGAUAUAAUUGAUUGAUCAUGAAUUUUUAGAGUUCAAGAUGAAAAAAGAAAUUACAAGAAAAAGAAAAAUGAGAAAAAAGAGAAAAGGAAAGCAAGAAUUAUUUUCUAAGCGUGCGAGUUAGAAUAAAAAUAUUUCGUCGAAGUAUCUUGGAUCUCUCUUUUUGUGUGGAUGUAAAUUUGGAAUAAGUAUAAUCAAUAUGGCGGUGACGGUGUAGUAAAUCUGUUUCUUCUUCUUUUUUUUUUAAUAUUUGCAAUACGCCGUAUAUAUGUUGUCGAUCAUUAUCGUUCACGUUGAUCAUCGUUAUAAUUAGUCAACUAAUUAACUAAUUAAAGUAAACUAAACUAUACUAAUCUAAAGUAAACUAAAGUAAACUAAACUAAUCUCUGUCCUUAUCAAAACGAUUGCCGCUGCCAUUGAAUUUUUCAUCGUCAUUGUUGUUGUUGUUGUUGUUGUUGCCAUUGUUGUUAAACUAGUCACGAGAUGUAUACUCGUACGUUACGUGAUCGAUCGAUCAAUCAAUCAAUCUAUCGAUCAAUCAACCAAUCAAUCAAUCAAUCAAUCUAUCUUUCUUUCUUUCUUUCUUUCAUACGCAUCUCGUACAAAACGAGAAUCAAUCGAUCGAUCACGUAUAUACGUCAAUUUUGACAACUCCGAAAAGCGUGCUCGGUGUUAAAAAUGGAUUUUAGAUAGUAUUGUCUAAUGUUUCACAAUAUUUUAUUCAAUUCACGAUGGAAUUAAUUGAUUAAUCAUUAGUUGAAUGAAUGAUGAUCAAUAAUUGAUAUUCUCGUCGUCGUUAAAUCAAUAAUGCUUUUCUUAAAUUAUUACCAUUAAAAAAUAUUAAUUAUGAGGAUAAUAGUUAGAUAAGAAUGUAUCUACGGAAUAUUUCGUCAAUGAUUCGUAGAUUUUGUGUCUACGAAUAAAAUGAUUCAAUUAUUUUAUAUUUCUACGGAUUAGUAUAAUCAAUGAUUUAUAUACUAAUCUACGUAGAGAUUCGUCAAUGAUUAAAACUCGUUGAUUAAUUGACUAAUUCUUCCCUAAACACAAAUCAUUGACGCAACAACAUCGUAGACUCGUUCUCGUCUCACUUAAUUUUUCAGUAAUAAUAACAAUUAAAAAAAGAAGAAAGAAAAACAAUAUUAAUUUCAGGACAAUAAGAAUUUCAAUUAUAGAUCAUUUUAAUUCAAUUAACAAUUAAAUAAAUAACUUGAUCGCGAUCGUUAAUAAAAUCUUGUUAAAACAUUGGUAUCGUCGAUAAGAAUCGGAUAGAUCGAUCGACCGAUCGAUCGAUCGUUCGUUCGUUCAUUCGUUUAAAAUAAGAAUGUGUCAAGAUUAAUACGAUAUUCUAAGUUUGCGUCUAUCAUCCGAAAGGAAACGAUAUAAAUAAAUCCUCAUAGAUCUUUCGCAAAGAAUCCUUAAGAAUCUCGUAAACUCUUGUAAUUAUUUCUAAAUGAUCGUUGGUUGAAAUAGAUCAUCCGUUUCACGCGUUAUCCCAUCGCAUUUAUCGUGAUGUGCUCUCAUUAAACUGUUUCUAUAACGAUCCGUGAGAAACUGUCUUCUCAUUAUAUUAACCUGAUCUUCUUAUUCCGUGUCUAUAAACUUGAGAUCUUCUCCAUAUUGAAUUCAUAGGACCUGGAGAGAGAUCAUUUCUUUUUCUCUUUCAUUUUUCUCUUUAUUUUAUUUUCUUUCAUUUCUUAUUUUUUUUUAUUAUUUCUUUAUUUCAAUAAAUAAUUUCCAAAUGUAUAUCAGAGUAUACAUUGAGUAGAGAAACGAUUUGAUAUUCGACAUACUAAUGCACCAAUGAUACGAUGCAAAUGAAUUUUAUGCAUUUACUUUAAUGAGAAAGAAUGAGAAUGAGAGAGAGAGAGAAAGAUGGCGAUCGUGUGAAAAAAAGAAAAGGAAAUUGUUGUGCUAUCAAUUGACCUAAUCGCACAAUGUAUUAAAUAUGCAAUUAUUUAAGCGAUCCUGUCGUUUAUAUUCUAUUGAUAUGUUGUAAUUUGAAAAGGAAAAGAAAAGAAAAGAAAAAAGGGAAAAUAAAAGAGGAAAAGAAAGAAGAGAAAAAAAGAAAUUAAUUAAAGCAACUCUUCCAACUCGCCGUGUCACGCUUGCGUGGUAAAAAUUGUAUGCGCGAAUGAAAUCAUAAACGAGAACGUAAUGUAUAUGAAGCUACUGUGAUGUUACUGUUGAAUAUAAAAAAAAAAUAUAUAUACAUACAUAUA
Vespula vulgaris is the source of this 12420-nucleotide messenger RNA. RefSeq lists its product as uncharacterized. Bases 462 to 5219 code for a protein of 1585 amino acids. Gene Ontology annotation, biological process: regulation of small GTPase mediated signal transduction; activation of GTPase activity. Gene Ontology annotation, cellular component: cytoplasm. Lineage: Eukaryota; Metazoa; Arthropoda; Insecta; Hymenoptera; Vespidae. The transcript has 23 exons. The record is from RefSeq and is a predicted model, not a curated record. Gene Ontology annotation, molecular function: GTPase activator activity; protein binding.